UCUUUCCUUCUAUCUGGACAUCUUUGAGGAAAUGUGAGGACACAAGAGAGAGAAAAGAGAAUAAAGGGGAAGACAAAACGCAGACCAGAAGAGCGCAUAAGAAGGGGGGAAAGGUGGGGGAUCACUUUAUUGGAUGACAGUGAAGGAGAAGGAGUACCAGACGGAGUAGCACAGCCAAGGCCUCACCUGUCUGGUCCAUCAGUCCUGCAGGUGCGUCCCCAUAGCAACAGCUCUAACAUGGCUGCCCGGAACGGCUAUGGUUCACAGAACACCGUGGCCCACCUAGACCCUCUCAAGGGCACUGUCCUGAGGGACAGCAUGGGAGGAGAGAGGGGGAAAGACCUGUCCAGGGAUGACCUUGUGUUCCUCCUCAGUAUAAUGGAGGGAGAGCUGCAGGCAAGAGAUGAGUUGAUCACGGUCCUGAAAGCAGAGAAAAUGGAUCUGGCUCUGCUGGAGGCCCAGUAUGGCUUUGUCACCACAGGAGAGGUGCUUCGAGCCCUGCAGAGAGACUCACUCCAGGACCAGGCUUCUGAGGCCCAACAGCAGGAUGUCUAUGAGAAACCCAUGGCUGAGCUGGACCGGUUGGUGGAGACGGGGAACCAGAGCUACAGGCGGAUGCUGGAGCAGCUGCUGCAGGUGGAGCGUUCCCAUAGUGGCGCCCUCUGUAGGCUGGAGGAGCAGGACCAGCAGCACCGCGCCUUCAUGCAGCGCAGCGACGACCUCACCUGCUUACUGGAGCAGGACCGUGAGAGGCUGAAGGUGCUGCUCAUCCAGGAGAAAGCCUAUAGGGAAAGAAAGGAGGAAAAGAGCGAGAAAGAAGUCUCUGCUUUAAAGGAAGAGCUGACUAAACUCAAGUCUUUUGCAUUGUUGGUCAUUGAUGAGCAGCAACACCUUACAGAUCAGCUUUCACAGCAGAGCAAACGUGUCCAGGAACUGACGGACAUUGACGGCCACGCCCAACAGGAGCUAAACUCCAUCCAUUCCAGGGCAAAGGAGCAGGAGCUUAAAGUAAUUUGCUUGGAAGCAGAGUUACGCGAACAAGCUUCCCACUUCCACCUCAACCAGGAAGCCAUGAUGGCCAAACUGGCCACUGAGGAUGCCCAGAACAGACAGCUGCGUCAGCGGUUGGCCGCCCUCAGCCGACAGCUGGAUGAGCUGGAGGGGACAAGGAGCGCCCUCAAGAGGGCAGAGGAGGAGCUGCAGGAGCUAAGGGAUAGGCUAAGCCAUAGGGGAGAAGGGUGCACAACAACCUCUGGCUUGCUCUCAGAAGUGGAACAGCUGAGGAGGAGAGUGGUGGAGAUGGAAGGAAACGACGAGGAGCUGAUCCGCAUGGGAGACCAAUGCCGGGACCUAGACCGCAAACUGGGGAGGGAGUCCAGUCAGAGCCGAAGCCUGAAGGCCGAGGUGGACAAGCUGAAUGAUCGGAUCAGUGACCUGGACAGACUGGAGGAGGCUCUGGGAAAAAGCAGGCAGGAGUGCAGUGCACUGAAGGGAAGCCUGGAGAAGGAGAGGGCCAGCACCAAGCAGCUGUCUGGAGAGCUGAAUACCCUCAAGGUGCGGGUGAGGGAACUGGAAGUCAUUGAGUGCCAGCUGGAAAGAUCAGAGGGGGCGUUGAGACUGGACUUUGCCAAGUUGAGAACACUCACAGUGGUGUUGGUUGAAGAGAGGAAGAACAUGGCCGAGAGAGCCAAGCAAACAGAAGAGAAACUCCAGGAGAAGAAGGAUGGGAAACUGCAGGCUGAGCGUGACAGCGUGUCGACAGCCACAGAGAAACUAAUUGAGGAGAGCCGCAAGGCACUGAGGUCUAAAGCAGAGCUAGAGGAGAGGAUUCAGAGAGUGGCAAAAGACCGGGACGAGCUGCGGUUGAGGCUGAGGGCAGAGGAGGACAGGAGCGGGGUUCUGCAGAGCAAAGUUAGCACCAUGAAAAAGAUAAUUCAGGUCCUGGAGGUCAAAGGGGGGGAGUUCUGUCAAGAAGUCAAGAUCCCCCUGCUGGACAACACUAACCACUGCUACCAACAAGAUGAGAAUAAAGUCAAAGAACUCACCCAGGAGGUAGACAGACUGAGCAGGAGACUCAUGCAGAAGGGAGUGGUGGAGGGUGAGCUGAUGAAGGCCGAGGAGGACUUUGAUUCCCUGGAGAUGAGGUGGUUCAAGGAGCAGGAGAGAGCCAGGGCUCUGGCAGUGGAACUGGAGGAGUCCAGGAAGGAGGUCUCUAAGUACCAGCUGGCAGAGAAGAAGGAGAAAAACCAGGAGCACCUCCUCCUCAGUCGACUUCAGGAGGAGCAGGUCAGGUCUGUCCUCCUCAAAAGGGAGGUGGAGGCUCUCAAGGAGAAGGUCCAGUGGCUGAUGGGGACGGAGGAUUCCAUCUGUCGAGUGCAAAUGGACAGCUCUACCCUGCAGAAGAGGCUGACCCAGCAGGAGGUCAGGAACAGGGAGCUGGCCAGAGAGAUGGAGGGACUGACCCAUGAACUGGACAGGUACCGGCGAGUCAGCAAGAGCCUCCGGCCCGGCAUGACUGGUCGACGCUUCUUAGACCUCCACCUGUCCACCAAGGAGGUGCAGACGGAGCCCGCAGACACCCUGCCACCUGACUACAAGAGCCUGUCUCCGCUGGCGCUCAGCUGUAAACUGUAUGAGGAGAUUGAUGGAGAGGACCCAAAUCAAAACGAGGAUCUUGACCUUAAGUGCAACUCACCUCCGCUAACAAGCAUUGAAAGCUUGAACCACCAAAACAGUAAUGUGAGGCCAUUCAGCAAACGUUCACCUAACGACAAGGACAACCCCCAUACCAUUAACGGCAAAUUGUUACAGGGUAACUUUGUCCAGAAAGGAGAUGUGACGCUUGCACACACCCCGGGGCAGUCCUUACACAUCAAGGUAACGCCGGACCAUGGGCACAACACGGCCACACUGGAGAUCAGCAGCCCCACCGCCGACAAUACCACAUGCUAUACCAGCACCGCAGUUAUCCCCACCAGCGGAGCCCCACCAAAACAGAGAUUCACCAUCAUCCCAAACGCUGCCAUCUCCCCAGUGGCCAGAACAAAGAGCUCCCUGCCCCCAGAGGGAUUUGGCAGCCCUGAAAGAGCCCUCUCCCCUCUCACCAUGAUCCCCAUCACUGUAAACUCCCCAGACUCCUCCAGGUCAGCGUCACCUGACUACACCGGCUCUCCCAUCCAGAUGGUAACAGUCAGUACUGGAUCGCUUGAAUCCAGUGAGGUCAUAGGUCAAGCCAUGUUUCGUGUGAGCCCGGAGAGGCAGAACGGUUGGCAGCUCCAGAGGUCUAACAGCACUGGUCCCAGCGUCAUCACCACAGAGGACAACAAGAUCCACAUCCAUCUUGGGAGCCCCUAUAUCCAGUCGAUUAACGGUAUAACUCAGAGCCAGUCUGGGGGACCGUACCACACCCCCGGACAGGAACCAAGGACGCCAGUACUGACCAAUGGCUGCCACAUCAAAGGCGGCAGCAAGAUCACCAGUAGCAUCACCAUAACCCCUGCCAACACCCCUGUCGCACGACCCUCAUACAUUACAGUAAGUUGCCCUUAUGAUUGAAACGCCCACCUCCAUCCAGCCUCUAGUGACCUAGCUUCCCUUACCCAACCCUGAGUCCCUUUCACCAGAAAAGCAACAGAGCAUCAGCCCUAACCAGCCUGUCUGAACAGCCACAUCAUCAUCAUAAUAAUAAGUGUAUUGUUACAUAACUGUGUGCAUGAGAAAGCACUUAUCUAAUCCUGUCUGGACUCACACCUGCACUGAAUGUGAAAUGGUCACCUAAAUCUAUUCAAGCCUACUACUUACAAAUAUAGCCUCCCACAUUUCUGAUAUGUGCAUUUAAUCAUUCCCUAUACCUUGUUAUAUUUAACCAUUAAAAACAGUUUGGUUUCUUUU
Oncorhynchus kisutch (coho salmon) is the source of this 3891-nucleotide messenger RNA. Its product is annotated as filamin A-interacting protein 1-like. The transcript has 5 exons. The coding region runs from base 238 to 3555 and encodes 1105 amino acids. NCBI's taxonomy places the organism in Eukaryota, Metazoa, Chordata, Actinopteri, Salmoniformes, Salmonidae. The record is from RefSeq and is a predicted model, not a curated record.